GCUUUAAGUUUUCUACGGAUCGAGGAACUCUUUACCUCAAGUGCGCAGUUGAUGUUUUACAUACAGCGCAGGCGCAAAUAGAGUGAUGUUUCUUUGACGUGUCCCGGAAGCGGAUUUGGUGGAUUUCCGUAAACAAACAUCGGAGGCGACCUGGUUCCUGUCAUGGCGGGGACGGCGCUGAAACGGCUGAUGGCCGAAUAUAAACAGUUGACACUGAAUCCACCGGAAGGGAUUGUGGCAGGACCCAUAAACGAAGAAAAUUUCUUUGAAUGGGAAGCUUUGAUCAUGGGCCCAGAAGACACAUGUUUUGAGUGUGGAGUAUUCCCAGCAAUUCUCAGCUUCCCUCUAGAUUAUCCUCUGAGUCCUCCUAAAAUGAGAUUUACCUGUGAGAUGUUUCACCCAAACAUAUACCCAGAUGGUCGGGUGUGCAUCUCAAUCCUACAUGCUCCAGGAGAUGACCCCAUGGGCUAUGAGAGCAGCGCUGAGAGGUGGAGUCCUGUACAAAGUGUUGAGAAAAUUCUGCUCUCAGUUGUAAGCAUGUUGGCAGAACCCAAUGACGAAAGUGGUGCAAAUGUGGAUGCCUCGAAGAUGUGGCGAGAGGACAGGGAGCAGUUUAACAAGAUAGCCAGACAGACUGUGCAGAAAUCACUGGGAUUGUGAUAAGAUGCUUCAGUAUUGCGCACCAAGAACAAGGAUUCCUUUUGUAUUUGUUUUACUGCCUAAGAGAUACUGUUGAAUAGUCCAUGCAAUUCUGGGAUCUCAAAAUCUUUUGGAAAAUUGCUGGUUUGGAGAUUUCUAUUUGACUUUGUUUCCAAAUGAUAUGCUCAAUUUCUGCACAUCACUAGUUGUUGUUUAAUGGAGAAUUGGUUAUUCAGCAAUCCUGGUAUGUAUCAGAAUCAAUAGAAAAUGCUGAAUACUCAAGUUCUUAAAUUCCUACAUGGACUUUGGACCCUUAAAGCUAUCAAGUACAAUUCAUAACAGUAUUCUCAUACAGCUCACCAGCAUCUAAAUGUAUUGGAAAUAGUUUUUUUCUUCUAUGUAUUGGGUUUUGCAGGUGAUUUUCUAUAGAACACCCUUUGAAGAACUUUGUCAUUGAUGAAAAAUAAUGACCAGCGGUUGGGUAUAGCUAGAAUUGGUAACCGUUCCUAUGAGCUUUCACUUUUCUUUUCAUUCUGUAUUCAGCAAAUCCUACAAAACCCUUUAUCAGGCUUUCAGUUACAUAUAUAGGGUCCACAGCCUUCCAUAUAGUGUUAGUGGCAGUUUAUGCUGUUUGUGUACAAAUCCUUUAUAAGCCAGCAUUGCUAAUAUGGGGAAGGUCCGAACAGCUGUAUUAUGUUCUGACUCUUCUUCCUAUAAUAAAGAAGUGAUAUGAAAUGUG
Molecule: messenger RNA, 1378 nt
Organism: Hyla sarda
Lineage: Eukaryota; Metazoa; Chordata; Amphibia; Anura; Hylidae
Gene: UBE2G2
Product: ubiquitin conjugating enzyme E2 G2
Exons: 6
Coding region: 163-660 (165 amino acids)
Cellular component (GO): cytosol; endoplasmic reticulum
Source: RefSeq, a predicted model, not a curated record